AUGAAGACUCUUCUUCCUCUGCUGCUUCUGGGGCUGCUGCUGACUGGGGAGAAAGGACAAGUCCUGGGAGAGGAGACUGUCUCAGCCAAUGAGCUUCAGCAAAUGUCCACUGAGGGGAGUAAGUACAUUGAUGAAGAAAUUCAGAAUGCCCUCAAGGGGAUGAAAGAGAUAAAGAAUCUAAUGGACCAAACAGAUGAAGAGCGUCAGACACUGCUCAACACCUUAGAGAAAGCCAAGAAGCAGAAAGAGGAUGCAGUGAAGAUGACCAGGGAUACCGAAAUGAAGCUAAAGGCGUCCCCAGAAGUGUGCAAUGAUACCAUGACGGCCCUCUGGGAGGAAUGUAAACCCUGCCUGAAACAGACCUGCAUGAAGUUCUACACUCGCAUCUGCAGAAGUGGCUCUCCCGCUGUGGGCCACCAGCUUGAGGAGUUCCUGAACCAGGCCUCUCCUUUUGACAUCUGGAUUGAUGGUGACCGUGUUGACACCCUGCUGGAGAAUGACCAGGAGCAGACCCACAUGCUGGAUGCCAUGGAGGACAGGUUCAGCCAAGUGUCCAGAGUGAUGGACGAACUAUUCCAGAGCAGGUUCUUCAGGCUGGAGCCCCCGAAGCCUUUCUUCCACUCACCCUUCAGCUCUUUCCAUGACAAUUCUUUUCAUAAAACCCACUUCUUCUAUCCCAAGUCCCGUGUGGUCCGGGACAUAGUGCCUUUCUUUGCUCAUGAACCCCUGAACUUCCUGGAUUUGUUCCAGCCCUUCUCUGAACUGAUACAGCGGGCUCAACAGGCCAUGGAUCUCUCCCACCAACCCCUGAUGGGAGAAUUUGAAACAGGAAACAAUGAUACCCGCCUCGUGUGCAGGGAAAUGCGCCGCAACUCCACGGGAUGCCUGAAGAUGAAGAAUCAGUGUGAGAAGUGCAGGGAGAUCUUAUCAGUGGACUGUUCUGCUAGCAACCCUGCUCAGGCCCAGCUGCGACAGGAGCUUAAGACUGCCCUCCAGAUGGCUGAGAAAUUCACCAGGCACUAUGAUGAACUGCUUAAGUCCUACCAGCAGCAGAUGUUCAACACCUCCUCCCUGCUGAGCCAGCUGAAAGAACAGUUUAGCUGGGUGUCUCAGCUGGCCAACCACACUCAAAAUGAACAAACCUAUCUUCAGGUCUUCUCGGUGACUUCCCAACCCACUGUCUUGGAUAGUUCUUCCAAGUCUGGUGACACUGAGGUGGUUGUGAAGCUCUUUGGAUCUGACCCCAUGACUCUGAUGGUCUCAAAAGAUGUUGCUUGGAAUCGGCCUAAAUUUAUGGAGAUCGUGGCAAAGAAAGCCCUGGAGGAAUUCCGCAGAAAGAAUGAUCUCUCAUCACUGGGGACAGCUCCUGAAGCCCACCACUACCAUGAGGCCCUGCUUCACCUCUAUGACCAUCAUCAGGACAAGCCCUGCCCCAGCCCUGAGAUGCUUUCCCAACUACACGCCAAUGAGGAGCUGUGGGACCUGGAUCCCCAAGACAUCCAGAAAGUCGAGAUCAGGAGAAACACCUCCUGGCCCGUUUUUGAGUCAGAGUCCUUGAAGGCACCACUGUCUCCCCAGCAAGAUAUUCUGGAGACCCACAUAGGCAAUAAGCCCUUAAACUGCAGCACCUACAGCAAGGCCUUUGGCCAGCAAUCACAGCUCACGCAGCGCCAGAGGAUCUAUUACUGGGAGUAG
Orycteropus afer afer is the source of this 1695-nucleotide messenger RNA. RefSeq names its product clusterin (gene CLU). The coding region runs from base 1 to 1695 and encodes 564 amino acids. Lineage: Eukaryota; Metazoa; Chordata; Mammalia; Tubulidentata; Orycteropodidae. The transcript is spliced from 9 exons. The record is from RefSeq and is a predicted model, not a curated record.